Messenger RNA from Linum trigynum, 2286 nucleotides. The record is from the annotation of a GenBank genome assembly. NCBI's taxonomy places the organism in Eukaryota, Viridiplantae, Streptophyta, Magnoliopsida, Malpighiales, Linaceae.
CGUUAUCCAUAUUCCACCGACCCAACUUCCCAAUACAAAAUUCAGCAUAUUCCCUCCGCCGCCGGCCACACUCUCCGACCACACGCCGUUAUCCUUCACCCGACCAGGUUUCUUCCGUCGGCUAUAGACAUGACAUGUGUUUUCUGUUUAUGUUUUUUUUCUUUUCCAUCUUUUAAUUUUGAGUUUUCCUUUUUAUUUUUAUAAUUUUAAUGUAUGAUUUGUUGUUCAGGUAGGAUGAUGGGGCGGCGGCGUAGUAACCGAAGUGCCAGCUGUCAGCAGCUGGAUUUGAGGCUGAACCUGUCUCCCCCGCCAAACGACGACGAGGAGUCGGCCACGGCGGCGGAGUCGAUGUGCUCUUCUUGGGAGAGCUCGUGCGUGUCGGAGGAGGAAGGGAUGACGACGGCGACAGCUCCGGCGGCGGCGGCGGCGCGGAUGAUGGUGGUGGGGUGUCCGAGGUGCCUGAUGUACGUCAUGCUGUCGGAGGUGGAGCCCAAGUGUCCCAAGUGCAAGAGCUCGGUUCUGCUCCAUGAUUUCCUCAACCGACGACAACAAAAUCCCGCCGCCGCCGGAAUCCGCAACUGAGACCCCUCUCUCAAAACCCGUCGCCGGCUGUUUUUUUUUUCUUUCUAUUUUAUAUUUUAUUUUCCCUCUUUGCCAUUGAAUAUUUAUUCCCCCAUUUUGUCGAUAGAUAUUUAGUUUCCUGUAAUUUUGCGCACAUUUUUUUUUAUGUACUGUUACCGGUGGGGUUGAAUUGAAUCCUUAUUUGGUUUGGGUUUAAUUAAUGUCAUAGAGUCUCUUAAAAAUAAAUGGAAAAAAGCGAAUAUAAUUGAAAAAUAAUACUGAAUUGGAUAGAAUCAUAGGGUCAACAAAUAUAUUUUUCUAUUCCUGUCUAAUAUUGAAUUAGCCAGAUUGUGGAUCAAAUCACGCUCAACCUAGGCAUUUAUAUCAUAUGUACAUAGAAUUAUAUUAAAUAUUGGUCACUGGCCGAAAUGAUAAUAAAAACUUUUUAUCCGUGGUAACAUCACUACUAUAUAGCUAAUUUGUCACUUUCCUUUAAAAGAAGCGAAACGAAUCAUUGGGUAAAUAUAUCAGGUGCAAAACAUAAUAAAAACGUGUCAAUGAGAUUGAGUCAUUAAAAACAUCACACAUAUCUGCUUCUCAACAAUGAAAGUGCUUUGUUUGGGCGGGAAAUUAAAAUCGUGUUAGAGGCUUGAUCAAACUUACCCUAAUCCAACUAAAAUAGCCAACUACACAUAAUUAGUGUUUUUGAAAGAAGAAAAAAAGGAAACAUAGAGUGACAAUAGAAUCGUGAAAAUAAUGAAAAUUUAAAACGAGUAGAGUUUAAUGAAAUGAAAACACACCAUAUUCAACUAGAUAACAAUCAAAGAUGCGAGGGGACUUUUGAAUGCAAUUUGUAAAAUGUUCUGCUACCACUCUUAAAUGCUUUGAUGUGAUGAAACAUAAAUCAGCUAGUGAUUAUUAAGAGUAGUUGUGUUUCUUUGUUAGUGAUUCUCAUGAUUAGUAGUAUUUCUUGGUUAGUGAUUCUCAAGGUUAGUAGUGUUUAAUAUUUUUUGUAUUUAAUUAUUCUCAAGUUUAGUAGGGGUCUGUUGGGGGUGUUACUAAAUACUUCGUGCACAGACUGAGUAGGGGAGCACACAAUCGGCGAUGGCAACACUCGGUACCCGCUACAGGUAUAUAAGGGCUUGAAGCCCUCCAAAGAGGGGGACUUUUCCUCUCCCCUCACUUUCCACUUUCUACUAUCUCUCUACACUACUCUCUCUAUCUAUUCUCUCAACUCUCUCCUCAAACAUACGCUGACUUGAUCGUCGGAGCUUAAUCCGGGGGGCAACCCCGGCUCUUUCACAGGUUCCUUCCCUCCCGACGAGAUCAGACGAACGGAUCGUGAGUCAACCCCACACCAACAAAUAUCAUUGUUCAUACCGGAGCUAGAUGGUUCAAACAGGGUCGUUUGGAUAGAGUAUUUGUAUGAGUUAUUUGGGUUCGAAUGACUCACAAUGAGUUAUUUGGACGCAAAUAACUCGUUUGGCAGCGUUUUACUGAAAUGAGUUAUUUGGUAAAAGCAGAUGUGAUAAACGAGUUAUUUCGAAAUAACAGAGUGAUAAAACGAGUUAUUUCGAAAUAACACAUGGGUACAAGUUAUUUCAAAUAACUCGUUUUAUCACUCUGCUUUUACCAAAUACCACAUUUGCAUGGUUCAACCAAACGAGAUACUUUAUUUUAAUUAUCACUGAAAUACCACAUGAACAAUAAAUGAGUUAUUUGACU